Anthonomus grandis grandis is the source of this 1350-nucleotide messenger RNA. RefSeq names its product kynurenine formamidase. The transcript is spliced from 5 exons. The record is from RefSeq and is a predicted model, not a curated record. The coding region runs from base 447 to 1337 and encodes 296 amino acids. Gene Ontology annotation, molecular function: hydrolase activity. Lineage: Eukaryota; Metazoa; Arthropoda; Insecta; Coleoptera; Curculionidae.
AUUUAUUACGCGACUAGUUUUUUGCAAUUUUCACCUAUAAAAUGAUUUUCUACACUACAAACUUUACAUAACUCUAAUAAACGAAUCUUUUACAAAACUAUUGGUUCUAAAUUCGUUUAUAUUAUUGCACUUUUACCAGCGCAAAACACAAAAAACCUGGGAGAAGCGAUAUAUGUUACUCUUUCGCGAAGGUGAAAAUAAUACUUUGUAAUGAUCCGUUAAAUGCGAAAAUUCAAUUUUGAGUAGCCGAUCAUUGGAUCCUCACUCCUCAAUAAUAUUCAACUUCUUUGCACUUCUCUGUCCCAUUCUACCGGGCUAAAAUAGUGAAUGUGCGUCAAAUUUAUGAUAUCGCAGUAUAGAAUGUCGUCAUUGCUUGUUUGGAAAGGUUAAAAUCGUAAUAAAAUAUAUUAGUUACUGUCGGUGUAGCAACGAGUUCCAUUGGUAAUAUGGCUUCUUCAGAAACAAAUAUUGAUUUGGAAACCUUAUACUCGCCCAGUAGAUGGUCAAAGAGAAUGAACCAGGAACAGGUGUUGAAAAAACAUAUUGAGUUUCUAGACACAAAGAGUAGAGAGGUUAAGGAAAAAAUACCGUGUGACCUAGAUAUACCAUAUGGAACCGGCGAUUGCGAGAAAUUCAGUAUUUAUGGAACAAAUCUAAAUGACGGUUCUCCCUUAUUAAUCCAUAUACAUGGAGGGUAUUAUCAAGAAAAAAGUUUAUCUUACUCAAAUAACGGAUUUAUUUCAAACAUUUUUUGCCAAAAUGGCAUCAAAACCGUCCUCUUAGGCUACGAUUUGAGCCCUCAAAAGUCGGUGGAGGAAAUUUUGGAAAGUUUGAAAGUUGGUGUCGCCAAAUGCAUUAAAUAUGCCAGAACGGUAAAAUCUGAGGCAAUUUUCAUUUCCGGACACUCGGUCGGUGCUCAUGCAAUUGCCACAAUCCUGGCCGAUCUGAAAAAGUCUCUCCCCGAAGAAGAUGCGAGACUAAUAAAGGCCAUCUUUUUAAUUUGCGGAAUUUAUAACCUGGUGCCAAUAACAAAAAUGUCCGCUAACGACCUUCUGAACCUUAGCGAACAAAGAGCUCUACAGCUAAGCCCAGCUUUGUUACCCAAAAUCAGCUAUGGGAGCACUGUGGUGUAUGUGAUUGCUGCCGAAAAUGACAGUCCAGCGUUUGUAGAACAGAGCAAGGAGUUUACCGAGAAGUUGAAAAGAGACGGAAACGAGGUGCACCUCCGAUGUUUGGAUCAAGUGGAUCACUUUGACGUAGUUGAAAAUUUAUAUUACGAAGAUUUCGAGUUGACGAAACUUAUGUUGAAUGUUAUUAAUAAUAAAACUGAUAAAUAAAAUUAAAUAGUUA